Cricetulus griseus (Chinese hamster) is the source of this 2338-nucleotide messenger RNA. The record is from RefSeq and is a predicted model, not a curated record. Lineage: Eukaryota; Metazoa; Chordata; Mammalia; Rodentia; Cricetidae.
UUUUACACAGGGUGGCAUGUAACCCAGGCUGGCCUUGGACUGGCUCCGUAGCUGAGGAUGACCUUAUGCUUCUUUGCCUCUUGGAACUGGUGUUGGGAUAACCCUGCCAUCAGCAUCACGGAAAAUGUGCUGCAUUUCAAAGCCCAGGGACAUGGUGCCAAAGGAGACAAUGUCUAUGAAUUUCACCUGGAGUUCUUAGACCUCGUGAAGCCAGAGCCAGUGCACAGGCUGACCCAGAGGCAGGUGAACAUCACAGUCCAGAAGAAGGUGAGUCAGUGGUGGGAGAGGCUCACCAAGCAGGAGAAGCGCCCACUGUUUUUGGCCCCUGACUUUGAUCGCUGGCUGGAUGAAUCUGAUGCAGAAAUGGAGCUGAGAGCCAAGGAGGAAGAACGCCUAAAUAAACUCAGACUAGAAAGUGAAGGCUCCCCUGAAACCCUUACAAGCUUGAAGAAAGGGUACCUGUUCAUGUAUAACCUUGUGCAGCUUCUGGGCUUCUCCUGGAUCUUUGUCAACCUGACAGUGCGGUUUUUUAUUUUAGGAAAAGAGUCCUUCUACGACACGUUCCACACCGUGGCUGACAUGAUGUAUUUCUGCCAGAUGCUGGCGCUAGUGGAAACUCUCAAUGCUGCGAUUGGUGUCACGAGUUCCCCAGUGCUGCCUACUCUCAUCCAGUUUCUUGGAAGAAAUUUUAUUCUGUUUAUCAUCUUCGGCACCAUGGAAGAAAUGCAAAACAAAGCUGUGGUUUUCUUUGUGUUUUAUUCAUGGAGCACAAUUGAAAUUUUCAGGUACCCCUUCUACAUGCUUUCCUGCAUCGACAUGGACUGGAAGGUGCUCACGUGGCUCCGUUACACUGUGUGGAUUCCCCUAUACCCGCUGGGAUGCUUGUCAGAAGCUGUGGCAGUGAUCCAGUCCAUUCCAGUAUUCAACGAAUCAGGAAGGUUCAGUUUUACUUUGCCAUCUCCAGUGAAGAUGAAAGUCAAAUUUUCCUUCUUUCUUCAGGUUUAUCUUGUAAUGUUGUUCUUGGGGUUAUAUAUUAAUUUUCGUCACCUUUAUAAACAGCGCAGGCGGCGGUAUGGACAAAAAAAGAAAAAGCUCCACUAAAGAGAAAUUUGGUAGCUUCGUGCCGGUUUGAGCUCAAUCUAUGAUUCUUACUGUUUUACCUUCUUGUACUGUUGUAAAAGUUAUUAUUAUUAUUAUUAUUAUUUUUAAGUAAGGCUAUCUCCUUUCCCCAGUAACAUUCCUGAAUUUGCUGUAUUCUAUUUUGGUGUUGUACUUGCAUGACAUGGGUUUCUGAUAUCUGACAACAGUUCAUUCCUGUGUAAUGACAGUGAGACUGACCCCACCUUCUCCUGUCAGCCUGCUAUUCCCCACAGUACUGUCCAUCUUUACAGUUAGGACUUGGUCUUUCUGCUAUUGCUUGUGAAAAACAAAAAACAAGACUACAUUUCUCCAUUGAAGAUUGUCAAUGACCCAGGCAGGACCUUAUUAUAUCCAAGGGGUUACUUGUGUAGGAGGUAGAACUGACUUUUUGAAAAUCAGGUAAACUUAUUGAUUAAACAUUUUUGAGUCAGAGUAGGGCUGGAGAACACUUUGUAUUUGAUGUCUUUUGGCCUAAAGACAUUCAUUAUGACAGCACUUAUCAACAUGAGCAUCAAAGAGGCAGAGUGAUUUAAAGAAAGAAUCAGAACUUGGGAACCCCAUGAAUACUUCAUUCCUAGCUAAAUCAGAACUAUCUGCAACACUGGAGAAAGAGGGAGCAUUACUUGCAAAACACUGACAUUUUAAGUUCCAAAUGUGAAUGAAUGGCUGCAAGGUCAGAAAGGGACAUAGAUUUGGGAACUAGACAGGAACCAGCUGUUAUAAUGGAGCCUAUGGCAAACACACAUUAGUAGGUCAGACACACCUACAAGCUGUCUUGCUCUAUAAACACAGAAUCAGUCUACAACUCUUGGACUAGGUCAGUCCAUUUACUUGUGUAUUUCUCUGAGUAAUUGGUGAGACUACUUUUUUGAACUUCAAACUCCUGUGUUUUUUUGUUUUUGUUUUUUAAAUCUGUGUGCAGUAGGAACUUGCUGGGAAAUUAACUGGAUGUCUGCAGGAAACCCCCCAAAAGGGGAACUGAACAAAAUCUAGACGUUAGGGUUGUCCAUCGUAUAAGACAGUGUCAUCCUCUCUACAUUCCAUGUAAACCAAGUGAUGACAUAACACUAUAACAAGAGCUUAAGGGGUACCAGUGUCUAGAUCUGCCACUCCCAGUGUUCUUGGGGAAAGGAGACUUGUGUUGUCUCAAUAAGCACAAAGUAGAUUGGCAUUAAACUGGCUGGUUUGACACACCCCA